AUGUUUAACAGAUAGGGAUUUGACUGUGACUGAUCGGAAUCUUUAAUUUCUUCUAUCAAUAGGAAGAAAUUUGUAAUUUAAUGUUUGUUGGGUCUUCCUUGUAAAACACGAGGCAGUAUGUUAAUCCAUAAAACAGUCACACCCUGAUCCAUCUUUUUUUCGUUCUUUUUUUCAAGUAGUUGCAGGCAAGGUUCUUCGGAUAUAUUUUUGAUGUGUUCAUUGUUGUUGGUUUGAGGAUUAUGGUUUAGGGAAGAUUUUGUCUUCCCCUCCAUAUUUGAAGGCAUUGAUAUCAAAAUUGUUGGCUUUGGUCAUCGAUGAGAUUUCUAAGCAUUGUGGGGAACUCCUUUGGAUGUUCUGCAUCUGGGGAACGCUUAGUUUCCGCAGCAAGAGAUGGUGAUCUUCAAGAAGCCAAGGCUUUAUUGGAAUGCAAUCCAAGGCUUGCAAGGUAUUCAACUUUCGGUGCUCGAAAUUCGCCUCUCCAUUACUCUGCUGCUCAAGGCCACCAUGAGAUAGUUUCACUGUUGCUCGAGUCUGGAGUCGAUAUCAAUCUCAGAAACUAUCGGGGUCAGACUGCUCUGAUGCAAGCUUGCCAAUAUGGCCACUGGGAGGUUGUUCAGACUCUGAUUCUUUUUGGGGCCAAUAUUCACAAAGCAGAUUAUCUUAAUGGGGGUACUGCACUUCACUUGGCGUCCUUGAAUGGUCAUUCCCGUUGCAUGAGGCUCCUCCUUGCGGAUUAUAUACCUAGCAUCCCCGACUGUUGGAAGAUAUUGUCGAAUAAAUCAGACAAUAAAGAAUCUACUUCAGUUUUUGAUGAAGGUGCUCUUCGCGAGGUCAUUAAUAAACCUGCUGAUGGAGGUGUCACUGCUCUUCAUAUGGCAGCGUUGAAUGGGCAUGUUGAAAGUGUUCAGUUGCUCCUUGAUUUGGGAGCUUCUGUUACUGAGGUCACUGUGGAAGAUGGAACGACAAUUGAUCUAAUAGGUCCAGGGAGCACUGCUCUUCACUAUGCUGCUUGUGGUGGAAAUGCACAAUGUUGUCAGAUUUUGAUAGCCAGGGGUGCCAAUAUUACUGCCACAAACGCAAAUGGAUGGAGUCCUUUACUGGUCGCCCGUUCAUGGCGUAAGAAUUGGCUUGAGGAAAUCCUUAGCAAUGAGCCUGAUGGCCAGUCACAAGCUCUUCCUUCACCCUUUCUGUCUCUUCCCCUUAUGAGCAUUAUUAAAAUUGCUAGAGAAUGUGGAUGGAGGACUGAUGAUUCCUUGUUCUCAUGCCAAGAUCCUUGUGCUGUAUGUCUGGAUAGGCAGUGUACAGUAGCUGCAGAAGGUUGUGAUCAUGAGUUCUGCAUACAAUGUGCCUUAUACCUCUGUUCUACAAAUAACACCACAAAUGUAGCCAAAGGCCCAAUUGGCUCAAUUGCCUGUCCCCUUUGCCGUCACGGAAUAGUAUCAUUUGUCAAGCUCCGAGGAACGAAACCAACGGUUAAGGCAGUUGCAAGAACUAGUCUGUCCCUAUCUUUCUGCACAUGUUCUAGUGAGAUGCCGGAGCCAACUUCAAUGACAACCCCGCUUUGCAAGCCAAUGGUCCAUUGCACACGAAUUUCUCCUCCUGGAUCGUCGUUCUGCAGCAUAAGUCGUAACAGUUUCCCAUCGAUGAAAAUCCAAUCUAACCUCUGCAUUGGAGCUCCGAAUGCUAGUCCUUUAGUUCCCUGCCCCCCGGACCAGAAUUUGCCAGGCUUAAGACGCUCGGCUUCGGAGGGCAGAAGGUCAUGGUUCUCAACACUUAAUCAAUGUGUAACUACAGGCAAUGCAUGCUGAUAUUUUCUAGUGUUUUUCUCUUACAUUCGUUUUUUUUUUUCUAUCCAAUGUGGUGGAUUGCCCCCUCUAAUUUUGCCCAUAAUUGCAAGUGAAACUUCAUUUCGAUAAUGAUUCCUGGUUGUGUAAAUGCAAAGGACGUAUUUUACCAUUU
Messenger RNA from Hibiscus syriacus, 1959 nucleotides. Its product is annotated as E3 ubiquitin-protein ligase XBAT32-like. The coding region runs from base 315 to 1808 and encodes 497 amino acids. NCBI's taxonomy places the organism in Eukaryota, Viridiplantae, Streptophyta, Magnoliopsida, Malvales, Malvaceae. The transcript has 10 exons. Gene Ontology annotation, molecular function: protein binding. The record is from RefSeq and is a predicted model, not a curated record. Gene Ontology annotation, cellular component: cytoplasm; nucleus.